This is a messenger RNA of Paramecium primaurelia, 674 nucleotides long. The record is from the annotation of a GenBank genome assembly. Lineage: Eukaryota; Ciliophora; Oligohymenophorea; Peniculida; Parameciidae.
AUGAGGAUAAAUUUUUCAUCAAUUAUUGAAUUUUUAAGAGAAUUGUAUUAAUAUAAUUUAUUAAUUAAAAUAGUCCUUAAUAAAAUAAAUUUGAUUUAUUAUGUGUAGAUUGUUAUUAUAAUCCUUAAUAAUGGUAUUAGGAAUCAGUAUGUAAAUUAGAUUUAUUGGUUAUGUAAUAAAGUUUUUAUAGCUCAUAUCAAUUAAAAGAAAGAGAUAAAUAAGAUUAUGAUCAUUAUUUGAUUGGUUUAACUUUUACUUUAAAAUUACAUGAAAAUUUAUAAGAAUAUUGUAAUCCAUUAUUAGAAGAUAUAAAUUGUGAUUAAGUAUAAUACUUUCAUCUAGGAAAACAAGUUUAUGUAAAAUGUAAACUAAAUUAUUUCUAUUUUGAUGAUGAUUGUCAUAGAGUGAAUUCUACUUGUUAAAGUGUACAUAAAUUAGGGAAUUGCAUAUUUUGUAAAUCUGGUAUGUACUUAAAUGAUAAACUUUAUCCCUAAUGCCCUGAAGAUUGUAAUUAAUGCAAUUUUAAUAUUUAAACAUAAUUGCCUAAUUGUAUAUCCUGUAAUGAGAAAUUUGCUGUGUCACAUGGAUUUUGUAAACAAUGUGGUUCUUAUUGUUAAGUUUGUUAAGAUUAUUAUGAUGAAAUAAUGGACUCAAAUUAUCUGAAAUGCUAUUGA